Protopterus annectens (West African lungfish) is the source of this 11330-nucleotide messenger RNA. It is a transcript of the gene TENM4, whose product is annotated as teneurin transmembrane protein 4. Gene Ontology annotation, cellular component: membrane; neuron projection. Gene Ontology annotation, biological process: neuron development; heterophilic cell-cell adhesion; signal transduction. The transcript is spliced from 36 exons. The coding region runs from base 1055 to 9664 and encodes 2869 amino acids. The record is from RefSeq and is a predicted model, not a curated record. Gene Ontology annotation, molecular function: protein homodimerization activity; cell adhesion molecule binding; protein heterodimerization activity. NCBI's taxonomy places the organism in Eukaryota, Metazoa, Chordata, Ceratodontiformes, Protopteridae.
CCCCUCAGUGCUACAGGCCGCCUUUAGCUGCGCGAGGUGGGUGUGUGCGCGCGUGUAUGUGUGUAUGGGUGAGUGUGUGUGUAUGAGUGCGAGCCAGUCGUGUGCAACCAGCAGCGGCGGGCAGCCUAGGCGAGAAUUAUUGCUGCCUGCAACAACAUCGCACAGCCUAGUACUGCAAUACCCUGCUACCAGUGGUUUAUGAUUACUUCCUCUCAUCCGUGCAUACAGAUGGAAUGUAGGAGCAGCAGUACCACUGCAAGACAGUUCACCAGCACGGCCUGAGCCAAGAGGGGCUAAAAGGAGGACCACCGUGCCACUAGCAGCUUCUUAGGUUGGACUGUGUAACCUAACGAAGGGGUCGCGUGCGUGUUUGUGUUGCUAGCUAGAGACUGGGACAGGGGCGUCCUGUUGCUGUUUGCUACUGGGAGUUACUGGUUGUCGCUGUUUGGCGUAUUCUGUGUGGAUUGGUAUAUGCGUUAUAUAUCCCUGAUUUUUAUUCUUGCAGCGGUGGGGUCCGUACUUUCAUUUGUUUUGCCUCGUAGGUCAUUGCCGCCCCAGCCUUGAAAGCUAGUGGUGGUAGUCUUGGUGGCGGACGAGCGCUUUCCAGUAGCUGCAGGACCUCCAUACAUCGGUAUACGAAGCCUGCGGAAUGAUUAGUGACCUUUUCACAAAAGAUUUUGAAGAGUAAAAGAACAUGACUUCACAACCAUGAUGACUUGGAGAUUAUAACACUCUACAGUUUGGUUGGUUUAGUGCAUUCCUGAGUGCCACAUCUAAACUCACCUGUGCCUGGGCUUGGCUGUAGCAGCUAUCUGGAUCACAGUAUACACUUUCAGUCUGGAUGUAACAUCAGCAUCAGCAGAAUGCAUCUGUUUAGAGAGUAGGCACAACUCAAGACAAAGGAAAGGACUGAGGAAACUCAAACUACAUGACUGAACAUCCCACCUACGUUUCAUGAUGGAUUGAGCUGACAUAUUUGUUUUAUUACAGUUGGAGCUGAGAAAAGACUUAAGAGAAAUGAAUCAAGAGUUAGUCGUUGAGGACACUGGAACCAAUGGACAGACUGCAUGAAAGAACAUUUGCAGUUGACUUCCAUGGAUGCAGUUUUACUACCUUCGGUGCUAAUGGGACAAACAGAAACGCUAUGGAUAUAAAAGAAAGGAAACCGUAUAGAUCUCUAACAAGGCGGCGUGAGGCAGAACGACGGUAUACCAGUUCAUCAGCAGACAGUGAGGACUGCAAAAUACCUCAAAAAUCGUACAGUUCCAGUGAGACUUUGAAGGCUUAUGACCAAGAUUCCAGGCUUAUAUACAGUAGUCGCGUCAAAGAGAUGGUGCACCAAGAGGUAGACGAAUACUGCCGACAGGGAACAAACUUCUCCUUACGAGAGCUUGGAAUGAGUGAAGCACUGCCUCAGCACGGUUCCACAUUCCGACCUGAUGUGGGACUGUCUCACCGUGGAUAUUCUAUUAGUGCUGGUUCAGAGGCUGACACAGAAGCUGAAGGGAGUCUGUCCCCAGAGCAUGUUGUAAGACUUUGGGGACGAAGUAGUAAAUCAGGGCGAAGUUCCUGCUUGUCCAGCCGAGCAAAUUCCAACCUCACUCUCACUGAUACAGAACAUGAAAACACAGAAAAUGGUCCUCCCCUGCAUUGUUCAUCUGCUUCAUCAACCCCUGUUGAGCAGAGCCCCUCCCCUCCCCCUUCCCCAGAAGCAAAUGAGAGCCAAAGGAGGUUGCUAGGUAACGGUGUGGCCCAGCCAACCCGGGACUCUGACUCUGAGGAAGAGAUUGCUCCCAAUGCCUUCUUAGUUAAAACUAGCUCUGGAAGCCUCUAUGUUCCCGCUAAUGAUCAACAACUUAAUCUUCAGAACCAUCCGAGGCUCCGCACACCACCACCUCCCAUACCACAUUCGCACACACUGAAUCAGCAUCAUGCAACGUCUAUUAACUCCCUGAACAGGGGGAAUUUUACCCCGCGUAGUAACCCCAGCCCUGCCCCCACAGAUCACUCUGCUCUGGCAGAGGGCUCUGUAGGUACGCAGGAGUCCACACAUGCUCAGGACAACUGGCUGCUCAACAGCAACAUUCCACUGGAGACCAGAAACUUAUCAAAGCAGACAUUCCUAGAGACAUUGCAGGACAACUUCAUAGAGAUGGACAUUCUCACCACGACCCGCCAUGAUGGUGCCUACAGUGAUGGGCAUUUUCUGUUCAAGCCUGGAGGAACAUCCCCCCUUUUCUGUACCACUUCACCGGGCUACCCUCUGACUUCAAGCACUGUGUACUCCCCUCCACCCAGGCCAUUGCCACGAAGCACUUUCUCCAGACCAGCGUUCAACCUGAAGAAACCUUACAAGUACUGUAACUGGAAGUGCGCCGCCGUGAGUGCCAUCAUCAUAUCCGUUGCCUUGGUGAUACUGCUGGCAUAUUUCAUUGCCAUGCACCUGUUUGGCCUAAACUGGCACCUGCAGCCGAUGGAAGGGCAGCUGUAUCAGAUCGGGGAGGACAGAACCAACAGUUGGCUAGUGCCAACGGACGUCACCUUGUCUCCCUCAAGGGACACAGGGUUAGAGUUACCAGACAGAAAGGGCAAAGGAAGCGGCGAAGGAAAACCAGACAGUUUCUUCUCGGAAGACACUUCUAUAGACUCUGGAGAGAUUGAUGUUGGGAGGAGGGCUUUACAGAAGAUUCCUUCUGGAGUUUUUUGGAGGUCUCAGGUGUUCAUAGACCACCCUAUGUACCUAAAAUUCAAUGUGUCUUUAGGAAAAGAUGCCCUGGUUGGAAUAUAUGGCAGAAGAGGGCUACCUCCUUCACAUACUCAGUUUGACUUUGUUGAGCUGCUGGAUGGAAGACGACUGCUGGCCCAGAAUAUGAAGAGUUUGGAAGGACCCCAGUUACAGUAUCGGAGCUUGGUUCAAGUGAGCAGGCAUGAGACAGGAUUCAUUCAGUAUCUGGAGUCGGGAAUAUGGCACCUGGCCAUCUACAAUGAUGGGAAGGAAACCGAGAUGGUCUCAUUUGUUACCACAAGCAUAGAGUCUGUCGAUGGCUGCCCCAGCAAUUGCUAUGGCAAUGGUGACUGUGUAUCUGGCACUUGCCAUUGUUUUCCUGGCUUUCUGGGCCCAGAUUGUGGCAGAGCUUCUUGCCCAGUUCUGUGCACUGGUAAUGGCCAGUACAUGAAAGGUCGCUGUUUAUGCCAUAGUGGUUGGAAAGGACCAGAAUGUGAUAUUCCUACAAACCAGUGCAUUGACCCAACAUGCAAUAAUCAUGGCACCUGUAUCAUGGGAACCUGUAUCUGCAGUCCAGGAUACAAAGGCGAGAGUUGUGAAGAAGUUGACUGCAUCGAUCCUACCUGUUCUGGACGAGGGGUGUGUGUUCGGGGAGAAUGUCACUGUUCUAUUGGAUGGGGAGGAGCAAGCUGUGAGAAACCCAGGGCUACCUGUGCAGACCAGUGUUCAGGUCAUGGAACAUUGUUACCUGAUACUGCAUCUUGUGUCUGUGACAUCAACUGGACAGGGCAUGACUGUGCUGUUGAGAUUUGUUCAGCUGAUUGCGGAGGACAUGGCAUCUGUGUUGGAGGUAUCUGCCGCUGUGACGAGGGCUGGAUGGGUGCCGCCUGUGAUCAACGUGCAUGUCACCCACGCUGCAGUGAGCACGGGACAUGCCGGGAUGGCAAGUGUGAAUGCAGCCCAGGCUGGAAUGGAGAGCACUGCACCAUUGCUCACUAUCUGGAUAAGGUAGUGAAAGAGGGUUGUCCAGGCUUAUGUAAUGGAAAUGGCAGAUGUACUCUGGAUCAGAAUGGAUGGCAUUGCAUCUGUCAGCUGGGCUGGAGAGGAGCUGGCUGUGAUACCUCCAUGGAAACUGCUUGCUUGGAUGGAAAAGACAAUGAUGGAGAUGGUUUAGUGGAUUGUAUGGACCCAGAUUGCUGUUUACAACCAGCAUGUCAUAUCAAAACACUAUGCGUGGGAUCUCCUGAUCCACUCGACAUCAUUCAGGAGACACAGUUACCAACAUCUGAGCAGAAGCUGCAGACCUUCUAUGAUCGAAUCAAGUUCCUGAUUGGCAAAGACAGUACUCACUUCAUCCCAGGAGAUAAUCCUUUUGAUGGAGGUCAUGCCUGUGUGAUACGCGGACAAGUGAUGACAUCAGAUGGAACCCCACUGGUUGGAGUAAACAUCAGUUUCAUCAACAAUCCUGGUUUGGGCUAUACUGUCAGCAGACAGGACGGCAGCUUUGAUCUUGUCACAAAUGGAGGGAUUUCCAUUACAUUACGCUUCGAGCGUGCUCCAUUUAUCACACAAGAACAUACUCUGUGGUUGCCAUGGGACCGUUUUUUUGUCAUGGAGACCAUCAUCAUGAGGCAAGAGGAAAAUGAAAUCCCAAGCUGUGACCUCAGUAAUUUUGCACGUCCCAAUCCUUUGGUCUCUCCAGGCCCUUUGACUGCAUUUGCAGGUUCUUGCUUUGAAAGAGGAUCAAUUGUUCCUGAAAUUCAGGCCCUGCAGGAAGAGAUCAGCUUUCCUGGGACCAAAAUUAAACUCAGCUAUCUGAGCAGCCGCACUCCUGGGUACAAGUCAGUACUGAGGAUUAUCCUUACACAUCCCACCAUCCCCUUCAACCUCAUGAAAGUGCAUCUCAUGGUGGCGGUGGAGGGUCGUCUCUUCAGAAAGUGGUUCCCUGCCGCUCCUGAUCUCGCAUAUCAUUUCAUCUGGGAUAAGACGGAUGUAUAUGGGCAGAAGGUAUAUGGCCUGUCUGAAGCAGUAGUGUCAGUUGGUUAUGAAUAUGAAUCUUGCCCGGACCUGAUCCUGUGGGAGAAGAGGACUGCUGUCCUGCAAGGAUAUGAGCUUGAUGCUUCUCGACUUGGUGCCUGGAGCUUGGACAAACAUCAUGCCCUUAACAUUCAAAGUGGUAUCUUACACAAAGGAAAUGGGGAAAAUCAGUUCAUCUCCCAGCAGCCCCCAGUCAUUGGGAGCAUUAUGGGGAAUGGUCGACGGAGGAGCAUAACUUGCCCUAGUUGCAAUGGACUCGCAGAUGGUAACAAACUGCUGGCUCCUGUUGCCUUGGCAUGUGGAUCAGAUGGGAGCAUAUAUGUCGGAGAUUUCAAUUACAUUCGAAGAGUCUUUCCUUCUGGCAACGCUACUAACAUAUUGGAACUAAGAAAUAAAGAUUUCAGGCAUAGUAAUAGCCCUGCACACAAGUACUACUUGGCCACAGAUCCUGUUUCUGGAAAUGUCUACCUGUCUGAUACAAAUAGUCGACGCAUUUACAAGAUCAAGUCUCUUUCUGUCGUGAAGGAUGUGGCCAAGAACUCAGAGGUGGUGGCAGGCACUGGUGACCAGUGUCUCCCUUUUGAUGAAAGCCGUUGUGGAGAUGGAGGAAAGGCACCAGAAGCCACACUAAAUAAUCCAAGAGGUAUAGCAGUGGACAAGUUUGGCUUAAUAUACUUUGUUGACGGCACAAUGAUCAGGCGGAUUGAUCAGAACAGGAUUAUUUCAACAGUUCUGGGUUCCAAUGACCUAGCAUCAGCCCGACCACUCAGCUGUGACUCAGUGAUGGAUAUUUCUCAGGUUCGCCUGGAGUGGCCCACUGAUUUGGCAAUUAAUCCCAUGGAUAAUUCACUGUAUGUGCUGGAUAAUAAUGUUGUACUGCAGAUCUCUGAAAACCACCAAGUCCGCAUUGUGGCUGGAAGGCCGAUGCAUUGUCAAGUUCCUGGCAUUGACUACUUUCUGCUUAGCAAAGUGGCAGUGCAUGCAACCUUGGAAUCUGCCACUGCACUGGCCAUCUCUCAUAGUGGUACCCUUUACAUUGCAGAGACUGAUGAAAAGAAAAUCAACCGCAUUAGGCAGGUGACCACAAAUGGAGAAAUUUUGCUAGUUGCUGGAGCACCAAGUGGUUGUGACUGCAAGAAUGAUGCCAACUGUGACUGCUUUGCAGGAGAUGAUGGGUAUGCAAAAGACGCAAAGCUUAAUGCCCCUUCAUCCCUUGCAGUGUGCCCCAAUGGAGAACUGUUUGUAUCAGAUCUUGGGAAUAUACGUAUUCGAUUCAUUCGGAAAAAUAAACCCUUUCUCAACAGUCAGAACUUAUAUGAACUUUCUUCUCCCUUGGACCAGGAGCUAUACUUGUUUGAUUCAAAUGGCAGUCACCUUUAUACCCAAAGUCUUGUCACAGGAGAUUAUUUAUAUAAUUUUACCUACACUGGUGAUGGAGAUAUUGGCUUGAUUGUGGACAAUAAUGGGAACACAUUGAACAUUAGGAGGGAUACCACUGGUAUGCCUCUCUGGGUGGUCGUACCAGAUGGGCAGGUCUACUGGCUGACAAUUGGCACAAAUGGUGCAAUCAAAAGUGUUUCUGCUCAAGGUCAUGAGCUGGCGGCAAUGACAUAUCAUGGAAGUUCUGGACUUCUAGCAAGCAAGAGCAAUGAGAAUGGCUGGACAACAUUUUAUGAGUAUGACAGUUUUGGCCGUCUGACCAAUGUUACAUUCCCUACUGGGCAGAUCAGUAGUUUCCAUAGCAAUACUGACAGCUCUGUCAGAGUUCAGGUGGAAACAUCUAGUAAGGAUGAUCUUGUUAUAACAACAAACCUGUCUGCUUCUGGAGCAUUUUAUACUGUAAUGCAAGAUCAGUUGAGAAACAGCUAUCACAUUGACGCAGAUGGUUCUGUCAGACUUAUAUUAGCCAAUGGCAUGGAGGUGGCACUACAGACAGAACCUCAUUUACUGGCUGGUACAGUUAAUCCAACAGUGGGAAAAAGGAACGUGACACUGCCCAUUGACAAUGGUCUCAAUUUGGUUGAGUGGCGUCAGAGGAAAGAACAAGCCCGUGGACAUGUCACUUUGUUUGGACGAAGACUGAGGGUUCAUAACAGGAAUCUUCUGUCUCUGGAUUUUGAUCGUAUCACUAGGACAGAAAAGAUCUAUGAUGACCAUCGGAAGUUCACACUGCGUAUCCUCUUUGACCAUGCUGGCCGUCCUACACUCUGGUCUCCCAGUAGCAAGCUCAAUGGGGUCAAUGUGACGUACUCACCUGGUGGGCAGGUUGCUGGCAUCCAGAGGGGCAUCAUGUCUGAACGCAUGGAGUACGAUCAGGCUGGUAGGAUAAUUUCCAGAACUUUUGCAGAUGGAAAGUCAUGGACUUACACUUACCUGGAAAAGUCCAUGGUUUUGCUUCUUCACAGUCAGAGGCAGUACAUCUUUGAGUUUGAUAGGAGUGAUCGUUUAUCCUCUGUUACCAUGCCUAAUGUUGCAAGGCAAAAGUUGGAAACCAUCCGAUCUGUUGGAUAUUACCGCAAUAUCUACAAACCUUCUGAAGGUAAUGCCUCAGUGAUUCAGGACUACUCAGAAGAUAAUCGAUUACUUCAUACCGCAUAUCUUGGAACUGGAAGACGUGUGAUUUACAAAUAUGGCAAACAGUCAAAGUUAUCAGAGGUUUUAUAUGACACAACUAAAGUUAUUUUCACCUAUGAUGAAACUGCUAGUAUGUUGAAGACAGUAAACCUGCAGCAGGAAGGGUUUACAUGUACUAUACGGUAUCGACAAAUAGGUCCACUGAUUGAUCGACAGAUCUUCCGUUUUAGUGAGGAAGGAAUGGUAAAUGCCCGGUUUGAUUAUAAUUAUGACAACAGUUUCAGGGUUACAAGUAUGCAAGCUGUUAUCAAUGAGACACCUUUGCCCAUAGAUCUCUACAGAUAUGAUGAUGUUUCUGGUAAAACUGAGCAAUUUGGAAAAUUUGGAGUAAUUUAUUAUGACAUCAAUCAGAUUAUUACCACUCCAGACAUGACACACACCAAACAUUUUGACACUUAUGGAAGAGUGAGGGAGGUUCAGUAUGAAAUUUUCAGAUCGCUCAUGUAUUGGAUGACAGUUCAGUAUGACAACAUGGGAAGAGUGGUUAAAAAAGAACUGAAAGUGGGCCCCUAUGCCAACACAACCAGGUAUACGUAUGACUAUGAUUCUGAUGGACAACUGCAGACAGUGACUAUGAAUGAAAAACCACUGUGGCGCUACAGCUAUGACUUGAAUGGUAAUCUACAUUUGCUGAGCCCUGGAAAUAGUGCUCGUUUGACACCACUACGAUAUGACCUUAGGGACAGAAUAACUAGACUAGGUGAUAUCCAGUAUAAAAUGGAUGAAGACGGCUUCCUUUGGCAAAGGGAUAAUGAGAUAUUUGAGUACAAUUCUGCUGGCUAUCUCAUAAAAGCAUACAACAAAGUCAGUGGGUGGAGCAUCCAGUAUCGCUAUGAUGGUCUUGGAAGGAGGGUUUCCAGUCGAAACAGUAAUGGGCAGCAUAUACAAUUCUUCUAUGCAGAUCUUUCAAGCCCCACUAAGAUCACUCACAUGUAUAAUCACUCCAGCUCUGAGAUAACUUCACUUUAUUAUGAUCUUCAAGGUCACCUUUUUGCAAUGGAGCUUAGCAGUGGAGAUGAAUUCUAUGUGGCUUGUGAUAAUAAUGGAACGCCUCUUGCUGUGUUUAGCAGAACAGGGCUAAUGAUAAAGCAGAUGCUAUACACAGCUUAUGGAGAAGUCUACAUUGAUACGAAUCCUAGCUUCCAGCUUAUCAUAGGCUUCAAUGGUGGGCUGUAUGAACCACUGACCAAACUCAUACACUUUGGGCCAAGAGACUAUGAUGUGCUAGCUGGUCGUUGGACAACACCUGACCAUGACACCUGGAAACAACUCAGCAGCAGCAGCAACAUCGUGCCGUUUAACCUUUACAUGUUCAAAAGUAAUAACCCUGUCAGCAAUUCACAGGACACCAAGUGCUACAUGACAGAUGUCAAGAGCUGGUUGCUCACAUUUGGAUUUCAGCUUUACAAUGUUAUCCCGGGAUACCCCAAACCAGAGAACGACGCAGCAGAGCCUUCUUAUGAACUCAUUAACACUCAGAGCAAAACCCAGGAGUGGGACAACAGCAAGUCUAUUUUAGGAGUCCAGUGUGAAGUACAGAAGCAGUUGAAAGCAUUCAUUACCCUAGAGCGGUUUGGUCAAGUUUAUGGUUCCAGCAGUGCAGGAUGUCAGCAGCCAAAGAAGCAGUACAGAUUUGCAGCUGGAGGCUCAAUCUUUGGUAAAGGUGUCAAGUUUGCUGUUCGAGAUAGGCGUGUCUCUACUGACAUUAUCAGCACAGCCAACGAGGAUGGACGGAGGAUUGCUACCAUUUUAAACAAUGCAUAUUAUUUAGAGAACUUGCACUUCACAAUCAAUGGUGAGGACACACAUUACUUUGUCAAACUUGGGCCUCCUGAUGGUGAUCUAUCAAUAUUGGGCCUUACAGGGGGGCGGAGAACCCUGGAAAAUGGAGUCAAUGUGACUGUGUCCCAAAUCAACACAAUUUUGAGUGGAAGGACUAGACGGUACACAGACAUUCAACUUCAAUAUGGAGCACUUUGUUUGAACACCCGUUAUGGUACAACUGUGGAUGAAGAAAAGGUACGUGUUCUGGAGCUUGCCAGACAGAGAGCAAUCGCUCAGGCCUGGCUGAGGGAGCAGCAGAGACUCCGGGAGGGGGAGGAGGGAAGUCGGUCAUGGACAGAAGGGGAAAAGCAACAGCUGCUAAGCACAGGACGUGUGCAAGGCUAUGAUGGUUAUUUUGUAAUCUCGGUGGAGCAGUAUCCAGAAUUAUCAGACAGUGCAAACAAUAUCCACUUCAUGAGACAGAGUGAAAUGGGGAAGAGGUGACAUGAAGGGACAAGCUGAUAACUUCUUGCCAAAGACAGCUACUGAUGUGGCCACUUUUCUGACUGUGUUGUGCUUACAUUUUUUUAAAUAUGUCAAGAACAAAAAAAAAAUGAAAUAUGAUACAGUUGCACUGCAGUCUGUGCAAUGGGUCAUUCUUUUUGUCUCCACACCUUUUGCAUUGAACAGAAGGUAUUUUCAACGUAGUGUAAUCACAAUUAAAUCAACAGUCUCUUGUUCAUUCUCCUUGUAAGGAGUUUAAGUGGGGGUGUGCACAUAUUUUCACAAGUACUUAGCUGUGAAAUGAAAACUGACUGUAUGUUAAUAAGUUGCUUCAUUUCAACUCAUUCAUAUGCAGACUCAGUUACAAGUAGAACUGGAAAAAAAAUGAAAGUGUGGCUGGUUUGGGGGCAAGGUAGAAGGUGGAGUGCUAUUCAGUGGGGCACUGCAUCAUGAUAAUUAAUAGGUUCUUGGUGUGUUGUCAGUAAAUUGUGGCCAAACUUGGAACAGGUCUCUCACAAGGCCAUGCAUCCUUUCUAGGGAUAGUAUCCAGUGAGUGUUGUGCAACUUCCAGUCUAAACAAGCAAGUAAGGGCAUACUUUAUUCAGAGUUUCUGUCCAAUCUGUGCUCUCUGUGUUUUGCACAUUGUCAUCGCAAGCUCUCGAUACAGCAGCUCUUCAAGAAAUUAGGAAAAACAUUCGAAAACAUCGAAUGACUAUAUCUACUUACUCAUCAUGCAGCCUGUAAUCAAAAAUUGUACGUCUUGCAUCUCAUACAAGAAGCACAAGAGAGAGAGAGAGAGAGAGAAUGAGUCACAGGAGCAGGCACUGAGCAGCAAUUCUCAACUGUAGCUGAUUUCCUACUUUCCUCAGGAGUAAAGACUGAAAAAAAAAUUGUUGUCAUACUCCUGAUCCCUUGUGUGCCUUAAAGGGAUAAAAUAUGUUUUUAUCAGACCUACCUUGGUGCAGAAAGCUUUGUUGGACUGUGAUCUUCAUGUGUCAAGAACUAAAGGCACAAAACUUGAGCAGAAUCCCAGCAAAUCAAACUCCCUGGUGAAAAAAAUCUGUGACUCCACAUGGGACUUUAGUAACCGGGUGAUUUUGCACUAGGGUUUCCUCACACCACAGUUCAGUCCAGUUCUACCAGGUGUCGUACCCGUGAUGUUAUUAACCUCUGCUGGAGGUGAGAACGUAACAUUUUGCCUCGUUAGGAGUGAAGAAAAAAAAAACAACAAAAGGAAACUUAAACAUGUAAUUAAAGGUUAUGUUUUGUCAUUCUUGUAAAUGAAAAUUAUAGAAGAUAUUAUGCAGUAAUAUGAUAAUUUUGUCCAAAAUGAUUUUCUAAGUGAAACAGUGUUGAAAUCAUUACAUUUCCUGUCCUAUUCCAAAUAGUCUUACUACCUGGAAAAUGGAAGUUUCAGUAUCUAAAAGGGAAAGUAUUGAAAAUCUGCAGCUAUUGAGUCCAAGUGGACCAAGAUAAUCAGAUAUGAAGGAAGUAGGCCCAGUUCUAGUGAACUAGCCCCAGUUUUGCCUCAAGACUCUUUGUGAUGCAAAUUGUGUUGACCACUUACUGGCAGGAACUUAGAUUCUGCUAGUUUUAUGGGUUCAAUUUUAAUCCAGCAGCUGUUAGAAUAAAAUAGGGCCCAUGAAAAUAAAAACGUUUAAAAAUA